Molecule: messenger RNA, 2205 nt
Organism: Branchiostoma belcheri (Belcher's lancelet)
Lineage: Eukaryota; Metazoa; Chordata; Leptocardii; Amphioxiformes; Branchiostomatidae
Exons: 4
Coding region: 1-2154 (717 amino acids)
Biological process (GO): regulation of B cell proliferation
Cellular component (GO): extracellular region; endoplasmic reticulum chaperone complex
Source: RefSeq, a predicted model, not a curated record
AUGAACCUUCAGGAGUCAGACGACGACACAGAAGAGUUUCUGGCUCAGUUUCAAUUACCACCUUCGUGUAUCCAGGUCGCCUGGGACACCCUCCUACCUCCGGCCAAAUGGACGUGUCCAUCUGAUCACCAUGACAACGGCGAUGACACUGAAGACAAGGAUUCGCCCGGCUCAAAUGUAAACUGUGCCCUUGACCGCGACUCGAGUUCCAUGGUCUCCAAGAAAGAAAAUCAAGUCACGGAAUAUAUGCCAGAUGAAGCUUUGCUGAAAGAGCUUGGGUACUCUGACAGCGAAGAUGACGCUCCUGAAUGGACCAACCGCCAUUUCUUGAAUCCAGCAGAAGCGCCGCCUUCUGAGCCUGCCUAUACUGCAGCCCCACAGCCGACGGGACCAAACCCAGUGUACCUGUCCGUCCCCCCUGCACAGCGCCUGUACAGGCUCCUAAAUAACCAAAUGGCACGAAUGGCAUCGUCCAAGGCGUCAUCCUCUCUCCUCCGCAGGCCGUCCUCCGAGCCUAUCCGGUCGGCCUGCUCGCAUCCACCCGCUAACUUCGUGGUCUCCCCGUCCUGCCCGUACUUUGGGCUGGUCCCGUCUCGCGUGGAGAUAGAGCUAGAGCGGCGCCAGGCCAGACAAGCUCAACGGGAGCCGAGGAUCGACCGAGUUUUCAUGGACGAGCUGCACAACAUGUGGACGGAGACAAGGAAAACUCAACACAUGGUGGAGGAGUUCGUCAAAAACGUGAUUCAUAGCGCCACGCAGCGACUAGAAGCAGAACUGCAGGGCGUCAUUCAGCCACCGAGGGUUGAAGGGGAACUAUCCACGGCAAAUACCCGUGUGGUUGACAAAAAUGAUACACAACGUACCGGUGCAGUUGGCUCAGAAGUUACUUAUGAUGUUAGCCCAUCAUCAUCAGGAACUUCGACUGUGAUUGGUUCAAAGAUCGCCGCCAUGCGACAACUGUUGGAACAGCAGAUUGACAAAAACCCCUUGCACGAUGGCCCAUCUUCAAACAGACGUGCUGUUGCAACAUUGCCCUCUGGCGAAGUUGAAAAGAAGUCUCCUAGCACGCCCGCAAAGCAUGCAAGCCAGAAAAAGGGUGCGAAAAUGGUAUCUCCUAGAAUCAUGGAAGCUAUUGACCAACUGUCUGCGGAAACAGUGAAGAAAGUAGACGUCCCUUCUUCGAAAGACACUGCCAUUGACAUGACGAGGGAAGCUUUCAGACACCUACGUAACAGGAUGGAGGAAAGGGCUACACCUGAGGUGAAGUUGCAACGCGUGGAAUCAAACGACAGGCACACCGAGAAGGUUCCAGAAGACAGAUCAGUAGCAGACAUCAGGAAGCAACUGGAAGCAAAAAUGGCGGAGGAGGGCGACAAAACGUUUUCUGGCAAAGGAAUAUCAGUGCCUUGCCCUGUCGGUAGAGAAGAGAAACAUUCUGCUGGAGAUUCGGCCGAAUCAUUCUCAGAAAGGAAAACUUAUCUGGACAAGAAACUUGUACACGAUACCUUGGAUGCCAAAGCUGACAACAGAAGCCAAACCCUCACCAAGACCUCCUAUGAGAUUCUUGAGUCGCCUGCUAAGAUUGCACCCGUACCAUUCCCUAGAUCCAGCCGAUCGUUACCCGAUACCCGAAGUCUGUCGGAAGAAGCCCUCUCAACACCACAGGCAGCUACUCCUGUAGCUAACACAUAUUCUAGUGAUGGUAGCUCAACUGUACGUCAAACUGUCCUCAAGCUUGAGCAAGACGCAGACAAGAUGGCCGACCACAGGGAAGACAUUGUCGUUCCUCGCAGGCAAUCAUCUCAGACUACUGAGACGUUCCUGAAGCUUCGAACAACGCCGAGUGAUUCCGAGAAAGAUGGAAGGAAGAAGCUAAACUUGCAGCCACCAGAAUUACCAGAAGGGCGUGUUCGCGACACGGUGGACAACAUCGAGAAACUCUCCCAUCAACAUGAGCAGGGCAGCGGCAAUGAAGAAGAGAGCACUGCACAACAGUUACUGGAUCCUAACGAAAGCGACUACCUUGCAGACGGAGCCGUAUCCUCCUUAGCCACUCAAACCAUUGUACGAUUCAAUUUAUUUUACGUGUUUCUUGACAAAAUCUACAGCUUGUGUAUGAAAGUAGUCAACUUUGUCACCAGCUAUCUGCCCUAGUGUUCAACUUGGAGAAGGAUGCUCCGUGACGUAUUGAAGAAUACAUGAAAA